GUACGUUUCAAAAUGGAAUUGUGUUAACACCCCACCACCCCACCGGCCACCACCCCUUCCCUUCCCUCCCUCAAAAGAAGAAGAAAAAAAUAGUUUUGAAAUAAUUGAUCAUCGGUUCUUAAACCAAAUAUUACUAUUAAGAGCGAUUUCUAUAGUUUCAUGACUCUAACUAGGAGCUUCAUAAUGGAAUAUCUGGGGUAAAAUCUAGCGACAGUUCGCGGUGAAUUCAGCGCGGUGGCGAUGAGGCGACAUCCAUAUCGCCACGAUUUGCGAAGAGGGUUUUAUACCAGCGCGCCGCAAUAAAUACACUACAUGACACGCACCCAGAUCAGCAAGGGACAGACUGUUCGGACUUCGAAUAUCUUCUUAGUUAAAUUAACAAAAUGGUGCAUUCGGUGAUAAUGAUUAUGAGUUUGGCGUCAUUGAUGUCAUCUGUUGUGGUACACACUGCCUUUGCCACUACCAGAUUUCAGGUAGAUGCAGGAGAUGUACUCCACACAGCCGCUACGUGAUUGUGAGUCAGAAAGCCCUGGAACCUUUAAAACAAACUGUGAUUGGGAAGAGUACUUAGAUUCACUACCCCUCUGCGGUAAAGGUCACAAGUUGAACAUCACCUGUGUGACCCCAAGUCAGAGUUCAAAGGUUUGUGUUAGUUGUGAGCCUGGCCACUUCCAGGCGUACGACAACCAUUGUGGAAACUGCCACAGUUGUAGUGACUGUGGAAGUUUGAGAACAGUGCAACCUUGCAAUGCGGAGCAGGAUACGGUAUGUGAGGAUCCAAAGGAUGUUACAGAUUCCGACUCCCGACUGUCGACUGGUCUGUCCACUACCGAAGAAUCUUCUAGUGUCUCUCCUGGUCUCAAUCCUGAAGCCACCACUCCUGGACUUACUCAUGGACCCACUCCUGAAGCUGCCAUUCCAGAGGCCACUCAUGAAGUCUCUUCUGGGGUCUCUAGGUCAACUUCCUCUACAAUACCAGAAGUUCUUCCUGCUGUGACAACCAUUGGACCUAACAGAGACUUAUCUACUCAAAAUGGAAAUCACAAGGAAAUGAUAGCUCUUGUUGUGUUGGUGGUUAUACUCACUAUCUCUCUUGUGAUGGCACUGAUUGGGUGUGUGUACUAUCGACAAAAAUACAUUGAGAUCAAGAGGGGGACCAGACACAAUGGUCCAGACAGAGACGUUGAACUCCAGGCCUGCAAUGGCGUUGACUUUAUUCCAGGUCCUUUGGAAAGAGCUCCACCUCCUGCUACUCCCAUUGAUAGACCAGAUGGUAGAUAUCAUCAAUUCAACUACCCAGGUGGAGGCGCUGGUGGAGCCGCAGGUGGAGAACAUAAUGGCCAGUGCCCUCCAUCUCCUCAUCAGGAGCCAGUGUAUGCUACUGUCAACAAACAGGGGAAGUCAUCAAAGGCCACAAUGACUGAUAACCUACAAAGACCUUCUACCUCAUCAGGCAACACUGGCAAGAAGAAUGUGGUCUGCAAGACUAUUAGGAAGGUCUGUAAAGGUAACAGUAAGGGUGCUCGGAAGAAGACUGGACCCGGCUCUGAAGUUGAGAAGGGACAGCUACUUAAAUCUAAAAAUCCGGAUUCACCGCCUUCAGUGAUUCGUAAGACACCGUCUCUCCCAACUACAUUAUAUCCUCAUCACAAACAAGCAGUAACUUCACAAACCCAACCAGCUCUAUCAUCCCAACCGCAAUCAUCUCAACCAUCAACAACGGUGUCACUGCCACAGCAACUGCCUCAAUCGUCAUCACAACCACUUCCAUCAUCACCAUCCUCCUUCCUACCUUUAGCACCCUCACAAUCAUGGUCACCACUACCAUCCUCAUCAAAACCAUCAUCAUCAUCACCCUCAUCACUGCCACCACCAAUACCACAAACAUCAACAUCAUCACCAACAAUUUCAACAUCACCACCGUCAUCAUCAUCACUACCACCAUCCUCGCCACCACCACAGCCAUCACCACUACCACAACAACCACCAUCAUCAUCAUUGCCACCUUUGUCAUCACUUCCACCAUCAACGUCACUACCCUCAUCACAAGUGCCAUCACCAGCAAUGCCACCAUCAUUAUCAUUAUCACCAGCAAGUCCAUCAACAUCAUCAAAACCAACACCAUCAUCAUCAUCAUCACCACCACCACCAUCAUCAUCACCACCACCAUCAUCAGGACCGACACCAUCAUCUGACACACCUUCAUCAAUGCCAUCAAGAGAUGAGGUUGAACAGAAGAACAAGGAAAAAUCAAAGAGCCCAUUCAUCAAUCCAGAUGAAGUCGUGUCUGAGACGUUUUUGGACAGGGUCACAGAUGUUAUAAGUCUGACCACGGUGGAACGGGUCGCCCGGACCUGUGGCCUGCCGCAGGUAGAAAUAGACAACCUGAAAGUCUCGUCACGUUCAUGUCCAAAGGAUAAUGGAUUCCACAUCCUAUGUGCCGUCCUCAAACUCCUGGGAUGCAGCCUGACCUAUGAAAGGCUGCUGAAAGCGAUAAAGACGUGUAAAAACAAGGAUGCUGCCGAUACUCUCAUCAGAGAGUACAGCAUCAAUAUGACCUUUGAUGAGACAAGGUGAUGGCGUGUUGUCUAAUUUGUAUGUCAGGUCUCCCGGUUCAUUGAAGCACUGGAGAUUGCAAAAGAAAUUUUGGGAUUUCUAUAUCGUAGGUCCUUUAAACUGUUGACAUGGCAAGUUUGUAAAAACUUUUACUUGGGUAUUCUCGAGACACUCUUGUUGGCAGUGAUCCCUUUUCAUCCUUUCCUUUUGUUUCCAGUCAGAAGGUGAUUUAAGGUACUUUGGUGGAUAUAUGCAAUAUGAAUAUCCAAUAUUUUUUAUUGUUAUUGUAAUCAAAAUCAUCUUUAUCUGAAUUAUUACUAUUAUCGUCAUUAUUUCUAUUGUUUUAUUAUUUUUAUUAUUGUUAACAUAACUUUAAUAAUUAUAAUUGAAUUAAUACUGGUAUGUUGUUAUUACUUCUAAAGUAUGAACAGUAACUUUUUGAAAGAUAUACAUGUAAUUGAUGAAUAAUAUGUAAAUCUUAAAAAUAUUCUAACUGAAAUUUGAAAACUGGAAAAUAAGUCAAAUGUGAUAUGAUUAGUAAAAUCAUGUGGUCUUCCAUUCAGUUUUCAAAAUGCUCUUCACUAUGGUUGCCUUCAUUAAUACCUUUUAAGUUCAAAAUUUGCAUGUGUUGUUUCAAAGUUACAUUGUACUAUAUUUUGGUAUAAUGUUUCAUGAGUACUCUUUUGUGUUAUUUCAUACAGUGUGUGUAUACUUGUUUGUGUGUGUAUUCGUCUGUAUUGUAUUCAUUUCUUUUAUAUUUAUUCAAUGAUCAUGCCUCAAGAAAUAUAUUGAAAAAAAAAUAUUGAAGCUCUUUAUUAGUCAUUUGAUAAGUUUGUUUACGCAGGUAUUAAAUCAUUUAUAAGUGAAAUGUGAUGCUAACAUUUUAGCAUUUGCAGAAAGGAAAGGUAAAAAAAAAAAAAAAAAAAAAAAAAAAAAAACAUGUUGUAUUUCAUAUUGCUAAAUAAAAGUAAACACAUGCAUUGAUAAAUGAAUAUGGGUAGGUUUUUUUUUUUCAAAGAUAAUGUAUUUCCCCAAAAUCAGAGGGAGUUUCAAACCCCCUCAGGUAUUUAUUCUGAUCUGUUUAUAUUAAGCUGCAUUUUUUACUCAAGGUUGAAUUAAAAUGUGUCUGUACAGACAGUAAUCUGCAGUCUUAAUCUUGAUGACAGUACAAAAUACUUUGUAUUUAUAACAAUAUGAAAUAGUAAUUACUGUGUAGCUUUUAUUACUUUCUUUUCACAUUCAGAUAUUUUGUAGAAAUAUGGCACACGGAAAACAUGGUCCAUGUAUAGAUAUUAACAGAAAUACACAAACUGCCUGUUUCGGAAUUCCUAUAUCCUUAACACCUUGUAUAUUCCGUAGUGUAUUACGUAUAUAUAUAGCCUAUUAGCCUCCAUCAAUUAUUUUCUGUUUGUAUGAAGCUAGUGGAGAAGUGGGCAAGUCUAUGAGGUAAAACCUUGUAACAUUGACAGUAAAUAUUUAUUGUUCUUUGUAAUGGGCUCAGUGCACACGUCUGUGUUUUACAGUACUACUUGCAGGCAACUUGCCAAAGAAAGCAUAUAAAUAUAGUGUGAGAAAUUAUACAUGUACAAUAGCUUUGGCAACUCUUUGUGUUCAAAAUAAUGUUGUGAAAUAUGUGAGAGAACAAUGGUAGGCAUAGAUGAAAUCAAAGUUCCCCAGAGCUGUCCUCCCUUGCUGAAAAAAUGCCUCUGCUGGGAACUGAAUCCAUGCCCCCAGCUAAGAAUGCCAGUGCCUUAACCACUAGACCACAGAGAUGGGUUAGUGGCUAGGGCAAACCCGACCCAAUUGACCGUCAGAUAAAUUUACAACCUCACCGAUUGUUGAUGAGUUUUGAAAAAUGAUGAGCCGCCAGCUUGAUCAAAUCGAAUGCUUACAGACAAAUUAUACAUUUGUGAGAAAUUGUAUUUUGUACAACAGUAUGGCAACUCUUUUUAUUUAAAUGUUGUGAAAUUAAUGAGGUAAGAGCAUAAGUUCAGUUUCAGUUCAGUUUUUAUUUGUUCUCUUUUCCAACAAGCAUAUACCAUUCAUACAUAUAUCAAUAAAUUCAACAAUUAAAGUAAUACAAUACAGGCAAUACAAAAUUCAAUAAUAAAUUUGAAACCAAAAUUAAAAGUACUCAUUGCAAUCCAAAAAGCUAUAUUGAUGAAUUAGUAAUGUUUGUAAUGAAAUGGAGAGGUCCAUUGAGAAGCUGGUCUUCGAAUAAUGGUAGGUGAAGCUUAAAAUCAAAGUUCCUCAGAGCUAACCUCCCUUUCAAAAAUUUUGGUGAGGCCGAAAAAAUGCAUUUUCUACACUUACUAACUGGUUCCCGUAGCUCAUGGUCAGUGAUGAUAAAAUAUGCAUUUUACUUUUCAAAAUAAUUGUUGAAUCUAAUAUAUAAUCUUUAUAUUACAACUCGAUAUGUAAUAUGAAUGGUAUUGAGUGAUGUUUUGGUAGAAUAGUAUAGAAAUUCUGAAAUAUUUUUGCUGUCAGUAUGGAUUGUACAGAGUGAAUAUGAUCUCUGUUUUAGAGAAGAAUGGUGCAUUAUCUUGCUGCGUUAUCUUCCAAUUCAACUGGAAACGUUUGAAAGGAGGUUCAAAUUCUUGAGAUAAGAUUUCACUCAAAGAUCAGAAAUGUAAAGAUUAAAAAAAGAAGUAUAUGUAAAUAUAAAGAUUAUAAUUAAGGUCUGAAGAUGUAAGAUAUAUUUUAAGAUAUAUACAAUAUAUUUAAGAUUGUACAAUAUUGCCAUGGAAAUUUGUAUAUUUGCAUGAAUAUGCAUAUGCUUUAUUGAUAAUACUAUACAUGUAUUAUUGUUGUAGAAAUAUUGGAUAACUGUAUAUAAAGUGUGUAGAGCAGAUGAUAUUAGUAUCAGUUUUAUUAUUAUUGAUAGUAGUAGUAGUGUAGUAGUAGUAGUAGUAGUAGUAGUAGUAGUAGUAGUAGUAGUAGUAGUAGUAGUAGUAGUAGUAGUAGUAGUAGUAGUAGUAGUAGUAGUAGUAGUAGUAGUAGUAGUAGCAGUAGCAGUGGCAGUGGCAGUAGUAGUAGUAGUCGUAAAAGAUUGGAAAAGUUGUCAGCCCCCACCCUUUGCCUGAAUUGGUCAUAAAGGGCAUUUUUUGUUAAUUUGGACAAAAUAUACAUUUUCAAUAAGUGAGAUGAAUGUGGACAGAUAUGAUGACAGAUCCAGGGGUGAUAUUGAUAUUGAAGUGUAAUGAUUGUAAUAAAGAAAAAGAUGCUACCACAUCCCUUCUUGGUAACCCCCCCCCC
This is a messenger RNA of Lytechinus pictus (painted urchin), 5811 nucleotides long. Its product is annotated as mucin-2-like. Gene Ontology annotation, molecular function: protein binding. The record is from RefSeq and is a predicted model, not a curated record. The coding region runs from base 478 to 2577 and encodes 699 amino acids. NCBI's taxonomy places the organism in Eukaryota, Metazoa, Echinodermata, Echinoidea, Temnopleuroida, Toxopneustidae. The transcript is spliced from 9 exons.